AUGAGCAUGCUGGACGACAUAUGGGGUCCUGGCCCUGAAGUUUCCCUUUCACGAGAUUCAGAUAAGGCCCUUCAAGCUAAAUCGACCCUACAUGAGAUAUUGUCGCAAGAAAAUCGUGAAGAAGAAGAUAUAUGGGUGCAACUAGUGCAUCUUAUUGCAGAUUAUGACCCUGGUGAUGAACAACUAAAGGCAUUUGAGGAACUUUUGCCCAAGAUCGGGGACCAAGUUAACGACAAAGCGCGCACUGGGUUAGCACUGAUCCACUACGUGAUCAUCUACGAUCAUGCUAGUUACAUCGAAUUAUUGCAUAGGUACCGUUUGAACCUGAAUCUUUUGGACGACGUAAUAGGAUAUUCACCAUUGAUGUGGGCGUUUCAUCUGAAUAGACAAGACUGCUGCAUUGAACUUUUCUCCUUUAUUGAGGAAUUGGAUUUUGAUAUGAAAAACAAGGAAGGAUUGACUGCUUGGGAUAUCGUAACUCCUGCCUCUUCUAUUAGCGAAUUUUUGGAUCAGAACAACAUCUUCCAAUACAAAAACAGUACAGCGAACAGCCCUAUAACCAUAGAAGAACCAACACCGGAUCACAGUUUGGAUUUACAAAUGGCAGAUAUGUCGUUGAAGGGUGAAACUGGGACCGGAGGGGCCGGUGGCCGGGGUGGAUUUGGAUCCUCUGAUGAUUUUGAUUUCGAAAAACUGGUGAAGGAUCAGUAUUUCGAAGUUGAAGAUUUCGAUGUUCCACAAAUCCUAGACCUUUUGGUUUCAUUACCCGAAAAGUACCCUCAUGUCACUACCUAUCCGGCGGGACUUCUGUUCCAGUGCAUUAGAUAUGCUGAUCAUAAGAUAAAAUCACCUUCAUUAGUAGAGUCCCUAGUACAUCUUUCAUUGACAAGAAUUAUUUCCAAUUUAUCGAAUGAUUUGGUACCUAAUGAGGAGACCACGGGUGACAUUGUGGUCCAAUCCUAUUGGUUUAGUGCCAUUUCCUUCCUCUACUAUUAUCUGUGCAGAGAUGAGGGAUUCUUUAAGAGAAACCCCAAGAGUUUGCAAGAUUUGGUUAACGGUAUGCACUCUCUUAUGGUAGAGCUGACCUCAUCAAUUCAUUCCAGAUUGGUGCCGUUAAUAGAACCUACGUUGUUGUCUUAUACUACCAUCGAGGACGUCAAACAGACAAUGUACAAGAAGGAUUGGAAUAUUUUUAAAAAGAAGAGACCAGAAAAAAAUCGUAAUGCUGGCGACAAGACGAAAAGUGUCUCCUACUAUCAUGAUGAGAUGUUAAAGCACCUGUAUCCGCCCUCUCUAAAGGAACAGAUGAAAUUAUCCCCAAUGAAAUUGGUGCAAAUUUUCGGUGCUUUAGCUUACGUCUUGGAGUUACACCAGAUCCACCCAUUGCUACGGCAACAGUUUUUAUCAACUGCAAUAAGUUGGUUUUCCACAGCUCUCUUCAAUAGGCUAAUGAGUGAAAAGAAGAAGAAAUAUCUGAGUAGGGCAAGAGCAAUACAGAUUAAAUUAAAUUUAUCUAGUUUGGAAAACUGGAUCAAGAACAACGACCUAAUACCUCCUAAACCGGUUCUCAUAGAUGAUUUUAUGUGGCAGAGAUUCCCUUAUACUUUAGCCAAAGAUUUGAGCGAUAUAGAUUUAUCUCAUCCUCCAAUAAGAAACGUUGCAACUUACAAACCGGUUGACACAGAUAAAGAUAAUACUUGUGUUUACGAUACAACAAAUUCUUUAUUCUACUACCAAUCACUACAUCGCAUCGCCCAACUUCAUUUGGCUCCUGUCAACCAACUCCUACAAUGGUUACAGGUUGCGACCUCCUUGGAAAAUGAGGAAUCUCUAGAUGAAACAGCUAGUCUACUAUCCUCAUUAACCCCCCUACAACUUUUGAAGUCUGUGGAAAGAUACAGUUAUGAAGUUGAUGAACAUAAAUUUAAAUCUCCAUUGAAAAAGAAACUUUCAGCUAUAGUCAAAUCUCAAAAUGCCAAAGGUGAUCCAUACUUGGCGGAAAGACAACUACCACUUUUGGCGUUACCAACUAUUGCAGAGUUGACGGAUACUUACACUUAUAGUCCUGAUAGUGAAAAUUACCUACCCAUAUUAUCAGUAGAAAUUCAAGACGCAAUGUAUGAUAUCCACGAUGAAAAUGUGAGGUUACGUAAAGAUGAGGCAAUCGCUAUAGCUCAUAGGAGAAGUUUAGAGGAAGAAGAAGAGGAAGAAGAGGAAGAGGAUAAUAAUAAUGAUAAAGAUAAUGAUGACGAUGAAUCGAAUGAAAAGGAUAUAUCCGAAAUGCUUUAUUUGAGGGAUACUGGAGGUUUUUCAAAGAGUGACGGUGAUGUGGGCGAUGCAUAUUUCAAAGAAAUCAAUGCCCCAUCUGCUAUUGCACAUCGUCCAACUUGGGCGGAUAAUCCAGAGGUUGAAGCUAAUCCAUGGUGA
Messenger RNA from Zygosaccharomyces rouxii, 2427 nucleotides. RefSeq lists its product as uncharacterized. Lineage: Eukaryota; Fungi; Ascomycota; Saccharomycetes; Saccharomycetales; Saccharomycetaceae. The record is from RefSeq and is a predicted model, not a curated record. The coding region runs from base 1 to 2427 and encodes 808 amino acids. The transcript has a single exon. Gene Ontology annotation, molecular function: GTPase binding.